CCUGCGAGGGGAGGAGAGAGAACGCAGGCCCUUCCAGCGAGCGGCGGGAGCGUCCGGGCUAGGAUGCUCUUGGUAUCGCCCUGCGGGGGCAGCAGCUGCAGCAGUAGCAGAAGCCGUGCCAGGGACUAACCCGCCGCUUCGCUCCUGCCGCAGCCGCGCUAGCGCCCGACGUGCUGCCCGAGAACCAGCCAUCCAGCAGGGCUGCCUGGUUUUACUGGCCCCUCCUUUCCCGCCGUCUCUUCCUUUCCCUCCCCUGCCCGUUGGCGGCUCCGGGGCACUGACCCUCGCCGUCCUCUUUCUCCUCUUCCUCCUGGGUUGCUCCUCGGCGGCUCCCAUGGCGGCCCCGGGUAAUAUCGUGUCCGUUAUGGCGAGUAAGACCAAGACCAAGAAGAAGCACUUCGUGGCCCAGAAAGUCAAGCUCUUCCGGGCCAGCGAUCCGCUGCUCAGCGUCCUCAUGUGGGGAGUGAACCAUUCGAUCAAUGAACUGAGCCAUGUUCAAAUCCCUAUUAUGCUGAUGCCAGAUGACUUCAAAGCAUAUUCAAAGAUAAAAGUGGACAACCACCUUUUCAAUAAAGAAAACAUGCCAAGCCAUUUCAAAUUCAAAGAAUAUUGUCCAAUGGUUUUUCGUAAUUUGCGAGAGAGGUUUGGAAUUGAUGAUCAGGACUUUCAGAAUUCUCUGACAAGAAGUUGUCCACUUGCUAAUGAUUCUUCAGCUCGGAGUGGUGCCCGAUUCCACAGCUCUUAUGACAAAAGAUAUGUCAUCAAAACUAUAACAAGUGAAGAUGUAGCAGAAAUGCACAAUAUACUGAAGAAAUACCACCAGUUUAUAGUGGAAUGUCAUGGGAACACACUACUUCCACAAUUUUUGGGCAUGUACCGGCUUACUGUUGAUGGAAUUGAAGUGUACAUGAUUGUUACAAGAAAUGUAUUCAGCCAUCGUUUAUCUGUUUAUAGAAAAUAUGAUUUAAAGGGCUCAACAGUAGCAAGAGAAGCUAGUGACAAAGAAAAGGCCAAAGAACUGCCAACAUUUAAAGACAAUGACUUCAUUAAUGAUGGUCAAAAAAUUUACAUUAAUGAAGCCAACAAAAAGAUGUUCCUUGAAAAGCUUAAAAAGGAUGUUGAGUUCCUUGCUCAAUUAAAACUCAUGGAUUACAGCUUGCUAGUUGGAAUUCAUGAUGUUGAACGAGCCGAGCAAGAGGAAGUAGAAUGUGAAGAGAAUGAGGAAGAGGAAGGAGAAAGUGAUGGGACUCACCCAGUUGGAACACCUCCAGAUAGCCCAGGAAAUACACUGAACAGUUUGCAGCCUUUAGCCCCAGGAGAAUUUGAUCCAACCAUUGAUGUUUAUGGUAUAAAAUGCCAUGAAAAUGCAGCUAGAAAAGAGGUAUACUUCAUGGCUAUUAUUGACAUUCUUACUCAUUACGACGCCAAAAAGAAAGCUGCCCAUGCUGCAAAAACUGUGAAACAUGGGGCUGGUGCAGAGAUUUCAACAGUUAAUCCUGAACAGUAUUCAAAACGGUUCUUGGACUUUAUUGCCAACAUCUUAACGUAACCUAAUGCUCUUUUGGACAGUAUGAGGUCUGGAAGAAGCAGCAAAUUGUUACAAGUGUGUAAGGGGUCUUUAUGAAAGCUUCUUUUAAAAAGAACUCAUUCUAUCUUGCAGAAGGCAGCCCCCACCCCACCCCACCCAUUUACAUCUGCUGGCAAAGAUGACUUACUGGGGUGAAAUAUUUGCUUUUACAGCUGCCUGAUUAUGCCCAGCAUAGUUUUAGCUAUUUCUGACAUGUAUGUGUGUGUGAGAUUGUAUGUGUGUAUGAGUGUGCAAAAAUGGAUAUAAAUUAACUAAUAAUAACUAAAAUAGAUCAGCUCCUAUUCAAUGUGCAUUGCAACAACACCUCUCUGUGGAUAUUAGCUGAAAUAGAUGAAUGGAAAAAAGAUAUUGUGGAAAGGGAAGAAAAAUCUAUGUGCAUGUUGGGACCUACAAUAUUGGAAUCAAAGCUGUAAACUGUGGAUCAGUUUAAAAUUUGAACUGAAAGAUGCAAGAUAAUAUUGGUGGUAAUUAUGACUCUGAUCUUAUUGUGAAUGUUACACUUAACAACCCUGCAUGUUUGCACUCCUUAAGAAUAAUCCCCAUUUGCUGGAAGCUUUUCCUCUUGGCAGUUUUUUAAAACCUAUAUUACUAAGUAAGCCCAUUGCAACAGGAAAGAGUCUUCCAGCAACGCAGAAGUUUGGCUCUUGUUUUAUUAAAUUCUGAUGCCAUAAUCAUUCUGUGUAUUUGCCAAGGGCAAAACUCAUUUUGAGGAUCAGGGUGGGAAAAAUAUAGACUGUUUAAUUGUCUUGUAAUAUGGAGAUUUUGCAUUGUAUGUUUAUCAUAUAGAAACUGAGUAUAGUAUAAAGAAAAUCAAAUACGCUUUUUAGAAAAAUCAAUUGUUAGGGGCAAAAAUGGCAUUUUUCCCACAUGAACAAAAAUGUAGAAAGGUUUGCUCAUCUGUGAGAGAUCAAAGGAAGACAUUAAAUGCUUACAUGUGCUGUUUUUAAAAUAUUUUAUUAAAAUAUUCUUUUCUAAGCCCUAUAUUUUAUUGUUUACAUUGAAAGGAAAACAGGGAUGCUCUUGAGUUUGUUAGAGAAUCUGAAGUUUACAUGUAAAGUUACUUUGCAGUACAGAUAAAGUAAUUUCUUCGAUUGUAACAUGCAGUAAUGUAUCAGAGCAUAUAUUUUAUUCACCCUUGUGAUAGAAUCUUUUUUUACAACAGUGACAGACUGUUUUGAAGUAUUUUAAAUGCUAUUUUAAUUAUAUUAAUUUAGCUUUGUGUCUUUCUAAAUUAUAUUGUUUAAAUGAUUGCCUAAAAUUCUGCUGUUCCCUACAAUCUGCUGGUUUUUAUUUUUGGAGGUUUUGAAAAGGACAGAAUUAGAGAUGCUUAAUUAUAUUCUGUAUGUAUGACCUGUGCAAAAACAAUGUGCCUUUUAAAAUUCUUUGUUUAAAUAGACAUUCAUAGGCAAUUUUUAAGAAGAAAUAACACCCUGCAAUUUAUAAUUUUAUUCCUGGAGUGCCAGAUUGCCUUCUCUAUUAAUAUAAUGACAGUACAGCUACAAUUUCAGUACAUGUAAUGUUAACUAGAAAAUUCUAGUAAAAUAACAACUGGUCUUGCAAUCCUUUGUGGUCAGGAGCAAUAUCAUCUCUGUUAAUAACUGGGUUAUUUUUUUAAAAGGUCUUAUUACCUUUUUAAAAUAUUUCUCAGUAGGUUUUCUUUCCCCCCCAUAAUAACGCUUCAAAAAUUGAUAGGUUUUUUUAAAAAUAACUAAUCCUAUUCUUCCUCCUGACGCCUCGUAUUUGGUCUAGAAAAGAGUUGAGGACAUUUUAAAGCUAGAUGUGUGUUUGUGUGUCGAUGCAAAAGCAAAUUACACAGGCCUUCCAAACCAUCCAAUGGAAAUUUAUUAAAUAAGGAGCUAAUUAGAAUUGGGGGGAACCUAGUAUUAAUGUACAUAAUAUAUAUGCUAAAAGUGUUGGAUUAUCUUGCUAGAAUCUGUAAAGAUACCUGGAAGAGAUUCUUGGCUGAUCCUCUGGAGAUCACUGGGAUCUGCCAGUGUAGAUAACAUUCAACUGCUCCAGGAUUCAUGGUAUAUUUGGGCAUAAAGCUUUUUUUUUUUUUCUUCUUUAAAAUACCAACGAAAAUCCUGCUGUCUCAUCUCACUGCUCGGGUUACUUCCCAAAAAGCCAUAUAAACUAUCAGUAACUGCAUUUGCUUCACACCAGCUAUGUUGUUCUUUUCCUUUGAUAUAAAUGUCUACAAUUGAUUGAUUUUUGUGCAUAAUGCUGCUGCUUUCAAUAUUUUAAUAUAUGUCAGCUGUGGCACAUCUGAAUAAUAUAUGCAUUUCCUUAACAAUUCUAGUUUUAUUUGGUGUUUCAAAAUAUAAAGUGCUGUUUUAGGUUUCAAUAAUCCAUUCAUGCACAUGAUACUCAAAAUCGCAUCCUUCAGUUUUAGAUAACAUGGCAAAAAUUUUGAGUUAGGGUAAAAUGAACAGUGGUUAAUAAUUGAUUUGAAGGGAUAGAGUGUACACAUGUAUUAUUCCUAAAUAUCACAUCUAUUUUAGAAACUCCUUUGAACAUAUUGCUUGGGCUCCAAUUUGUUUUUAUAACAUUCAUGCCUUUAAAGGUUUUAUUCUUUAUAAAUGAACUCCAAAUUUCCACAGGGAAGAUAUUGUUGCUGUUUUAUAGACCAGCUAUGUCCCAAUUGAUACAUGGCCACUAAAUGAAGCGGUAUCUCUCUUAUUAGCUGAAUUUCUACUGGUUCAAUUGGAUAUGUAAUGUAAUUGGGUGAACAGUCACCAUAAAUGCUACUACCAUGAGUGACUUUUCAGGAUUAUUAAUAAAUUUAACUAAUUUUUAUUGCAUUACAGAUUGUAUUUUCUCAUUUAUAUUAUUCUAUAUUAUCCUAGGCUUUUCAAAUAAGGCUCCCUGACAUUAUGAGCUUUAUGCUGCUUUGUGCUUCAGUGUAGACUUAAAUGAUAGAUGUAGUUCUCUAGAAUGACAAAUGUUCCUACUACUAGUUCCUUUUCAUAUUCCCUCUUAAAUUAAUAUACAAAAAUAAGAUCUGCACAUUUUCUUAAGGUCAAUGUGCAAAAAAUGGAGCCAAAAAUAUUGGAUCCUUUUAUUUAAUUGCAUUUUUUUAUCCAAUUUUGCAGUUUCAAGGGCAGUCUGCAAGGUUUAAGGUAUCCAUUUCAUCCUUUAAAAAUUCUGAAUGCCCAACUGGAUCUCAAUUCACAGUCUAGCUCCUAAUAUGCCGCAUAAAGUGUGAUGCAGCUCUUGGAGAAUAUGGUUCUCCAAGAACCAUAGUUCAUAUUUCCAAAUAUUACCUUCAUUUUGUUUCUUAUCUCUCUCCAUGACAAACACGGCAUGUCUUUCAGUUUUCCCUCUUUGAUUAUUUUUCUCCUAUAUUUUUAAAAAGGCAGGAUAGGUUUUGUGAAAGCAUCAUUCCCCUAAAAAAAGAAUGUUCGUUCUGUUUCAUUUGUUAUACAGUCAGCGCUUCUCCAGGCCAAUUUGUACCUGACUGUUUAAUUAUUAUACUUAUCCCCAGUUCUGUAGUCGAGUGUCUCCUUUUAUCAAUAAGAUAAAACAAUGUCCUCCAUAACUAGCAAAACUAUAUUAAAGGUUUAAAUAUGUAUAUAACCUAUAAAUAUGGUUAUUGUUCUUUUUUAAAUGCAUGGCAUUCUUAAUAGUUCCUAUAUGCUGAUAGCCACAGGUCAUAUUGUUUCUUGGGAGCUUAUAUUUUAGCUUUUGCCACAAUCUCUCUUUUUUAAACAUUUGGGUAUAUUUAUCUAUUAUAUUGCUUUGUCAUUAUAUAACCAGGGCACUUAACCCUUCUUGUUCUAAUUUCUUCCACGUUUCAGUGUGUUUUUCACUCAGAAUACCAUCUAUAAUGGAAUUCUUAUCUUCUGCCCUAUUGUUGUUACAAAUAACAGCCUUUUUUCCUUUUGCGCUGCUCAGUUUGGUUAACCUAUUCCAGGAAUCCUAUUGUUCUUGAUUGAGCUCUAUUUUCCUAAUGAUUUCUUGCAGAUGUUCAGAUAUGAUUGAACCAAUUAAUGGUUUAACACAAUGGGUCGUCCGUCAGGUGAAUUCCACAAUGGUUAAUCCUUUGUUUUUCUAAUUGAAUACUGUUUCAUUUAAUUUUCCAGCCAGUUUUUGUUUAAUGAAGUCUCCAUCCUCAAAACAUCAUAUGGAAUGUCAGAGGACCUAGUUUGAAAAAGUUUCAGAUUAGAUCCUCUUGAAUACCUCGUGGCUGCAAAUUGCAAUAGCACUGCUUUGGAGAUACUAUUAACUAGACACUUCCAAAAUAACUCAAUGUGUUAGUGCCUAUUACUAUUGAUAGUUUUUCUAUUCUUACCUGUAUUCUUCUGUCCCAGUUUCUUUGUUUUAAAUUUCAUCAGUCAUAAUUGCAGGUCAUCAUUUAAUACUUCAAUUAUUUUUGCUAAAAUUCCCAGUGUUUAUUUCUUUUUGAAUAAGUCUUGAUGUUCUUUAAACAAAAUUAUUCUGUAGAUAGAAUGGACAAUAUGUCCUAUGUAAUUUGGAAAUCCUGAGCAAAAGUACUUUGGAGAAUGAAAAUAGCAUCAUUCCGUAUCUGCCAUUUGAUCCCAGGAAAAUGCAUGGCUGUUUUAAAGAGCUGCACACAGAGAGUAUGUUUGUGCUACAGCAUGGUUACAAUAAUUUCUUUGGAUCUAAGCAGACUCCUGGUAGAUAGCUUUAAUAUUCCCUUUGUCUGAUUGCAAAAAAAACAUGGUUUAUGCGUUAUGCUAAGACAAAAUGUAAUUGUUUGACUUUAUGGACCCACUUUAAUGUUUGUAAAGCAUAUUUUAUGGCUUAAUAUUUGGGUGGAUUCAACCACUAAAUUACCCCAUCCCAUACUGGCCACUGUAGUUUAAGCACUAAUCUUGGAACUGACACUGGCAAUAUCCAUCCAAAUUUAAAUGCAACCUUCAAUUAUGUUAGAGAUGUCUAAUGAGUCAAUAAAUUGCAGUCUACUUUACUAUUCUGAAUACAAUAUGGAAAAAUAUGUGUGUGUUUAAAUUCAAGCUUCUGCAUUCUGAUUUACUGAGAACCAUGUCUAUCCGUGAUAGAGCAACCAGUUCCAUUUUUAGUGUUGUCUGCUAUUUAUUUCCCUUUCUCUUAUGGGCUGAUUUAUUGUGAAUUAGGUUGGUUUCUUUCAUAUGUUACUAUUUACAAAUUGUCACAUGGUGACUUUUUACAAAGAUGAGCUUUUGGUCAUAGUUUGUUCAAUUAAAGAGAAUAAUUUUCGCUGUAGUAACAUACCUUAUAUAGAAAUCUAAGCUAGCAGAUGUUAAUGUACUAUUACUAUCAAACAGCUCAUUGCAAAUCUCACCACUCUUUAAAAUUUAGAUUCAAGUUACAAAGGUUACUGGAUUUGAAGUUCAUAAUUUCUUGGGACUCUUAAGACAGUUCUUUUAAAACAUUUUGUUAAUUAAUAUUCAACCAUGGCGGGAAUCCAUAUAUUGAUAUGUGUAUUAUUAAUUACAUAAUUGACAACAUUUUUAGUUCAUUAGAUGGGUCAUUUACAGGAGGAGAUAUCAUUCUGACUUGAUUCCAUGUAUUUUUAAGUUUAACAAACAAUUCUGAAAAGAAAUCUGAAAUUUAAAACUUGAGUGAUAGGUUCUACAGUAGAUCUAAUUGAAUGGUAGACCCUAGGAUACCUUCUUUUAGCAACCGUGAAAAUAUGUGAGCCAGGUUUAUUAUUACUUUUAACAUUUAUUCAAUGUAGCACAAUUAUUAGAAGACAGGAAUGAGAUAUAUUUGGAUAAUAGAAUAUGCUAGGAAUACCACUGUACAGGCAUACCUAGAUAUUUCUUAUGAUCCCAGUAUGCCUGUCUCUAGAUGUCCAUUUAGUCUCCUUCUAGAAUCCAGAUUGGUUCUAAAUUGUACCACCGUUUGAUCCUCCUGGUGAUGUUAAUAGUACUGUAAUGUGUGUGUACAUCUCUGUAUUUUUCUGUAUUAAGUUGAUAACUGGCUUCAAUUUUUUAUUCCUUCUCUCAUACAUGGAAAACUCCUGAUCUCCAAUAUCAUAUGAAUGUUAUAUUUCUUACAAUACAUAGUGGCUUCUAAGUUUAAUGAGACUGCAAGAAUAUUUCUGGGCGACCAUGUUACAUUAAAGAGUGACAAUUCCAUUACGGCCAAUUACCAUGUGUGUUUUAAUCAAAUAAGUUCGCACCCUUUUCUAUCUGUAAUUGUCUUUGCCAUUCAUUAUCUGUUAAAUUGUUUGGAGAGGUAAGGAAGUUUCACAUUGUAUCACCUAUCUCUAAAAAAUACACUCUAGAUAUGAGUAAGGCUUUAUAAAAUAAAGCACUUUUGAUUUGCUAGGAAA
This is a messenger RNA of Pantherophis guttatus, 7868 nucleotides long. RefSeq names its product phosphatidylinositol-5-phosphate 4-kinase type 2 alpha (gene PIP4K2A). Lineage: Eukaryota; Metazoa; Chordata; Lepidosauria; Squamata; Colubridae. Gene Ontology annotation, biological process: phosphatidylinositol phosphate biosynthetic process. The record is from RefSeq and is a predicted model, not a curated record. Gene Ontology annotation, cellular component: plasma membrane. Gene Ontology annotation, molecular function: 1-phosphatidylinositol-4-phosphate 5-kinase activity; 1-phosphatidylinositol-5-phosphate 4-kinase activity.